Molecule: messenger RNA, 5173 nt
Organism: Bombina bombina (fire-bellied toad)
Lineage: Eukaryota; Metazoa; Chordata; Amphibia; Anura; Bombinatoridae
Gene: PRDM11
Product: PR/SET domain 11
Exons: 8
Coding region: 122-3640 (1172 amino acids)
Molecular function (GO): protein binding
Source: RefSeq, a predicted model, not a curated record
GUACGGAGCCGCCUUCAGCGGCCGUCACUUCCUGUCAGACAUGGCGCUCCCAGUUGGCUGUGGUGUGAGAGUCGGGGAGCGGCGGAGUAGGCCCAGCUGAGCCCGGUACACGCGAGGCAUCAUGAGUGAUAGCAGCCGGGUGGCAUACAAACCCUCGCUUGGGGAUAUUGUUAUGGUAAAGCGAGAAGUGGGAGUCAGGCCUUCCUCUGAUGAAAAAGGUUACAACCGACGCUGCUCAGCAGGUCCCAACUCUGGCAGCGCUAACCUGAAUCUCAAGCAAGAAACAGCCAUGUCUCAGAGCCUGCAGCAGGUGGAUUUCUGGUUCUGCGAGUCCUGCCAAGAGUACUUUGUGGAUGAAUGUCCGAGCCAUGGUCCCCCUGUUCUUAUUUCGGAUACUCCUGUUCCUUUUGGGACUCACAAACGAGCGGCUUUGUCAGCACCAUGUGGGAUUGAGGUGCUAAGGGACAGCCAUGGAGAGAAUGAAGUACGUUGUGUGAACAAGGUCAUUCCUAAAGGGCAAAUCUUUGGACCCUAUGAAGGACAAAUCUCCUCGCAAGACAAAUCUUCAGGUUUCUUCUCCUGGCUGAUAGUGGAUAAAGACAACCAAUACAAAUCUAUUGAUGGGACAGAUGAGGCUUGCGCCAACUGGAUGAGGUAUGUGGUGAUCUCUAGAGAGGAGAAGGAACAGAACCUGAUGGCAUUCCAGCACAGCGAGAAGAUUUAUUUCCGAGCAUGCCGGGACAUCCAGCCUGGAGAGAAGCUCCGUGUCUGGUACAGUGAUGACUACAUGAAGCGGCUACACAGCAUGUCCCAGGAGACCAUUAACAGGAACCUGAUGAAAGGAGACAAAAAGUUGCUAAGGGAAAAAAAUGAUAAUCUUUUGGAAAACCAAGAAGAUGUAAAAGGCACAUUUCCACUGUCAACACUUAAACAUGGAAAGAGCCUCUACAAACGCAGCUGUGAAGAAGGGGAUGUGCAUUCUCACACCAAGAAGAAAAAGAUAGAUCUCAUCUUUAAAGAUGUCCUUGAGGCUUCUCUGGAGUCUGCCAAGACAGAAGAUUAUUCCAUAGUGACCAGUAGCCCCAUACUAGCAAAAAAUAUUUCUAAAUACCAGUAUGAGGACCACAGUGAUAGGUGCAGAGCAAGUCAGCAGUGCUCUCCUACUCAAAGCCAAACACGAUCAUCAAGGGAAUGGAAAGUACCUCACAUAUCCAUUCUGGGUCUGGACAGGGAAGUAGGUGUGCCUGAUGAUGAGGGAGAAGACCACCUAUCCAUAAAGGCAGAGAGCCCAGCUGAAUCCUCUGCUGUAGGGGACCCUGAGGACAUCCCCACCACCUCAUUCUGCCCUAACUGUGUUCGAUUAAAAAAAAAGAUCAGGGAGCUACAAGUUGAACUGGAUAUGUUAAAGUCUGGAAAAGUCCCUGAAACAUCCCAGUUACCCCCUAAAAUCUCUGACAUCCCUGAGCUGUCAGAUACUUCAGCUCCAGAGAGCACCAUCAUUGCUCCCACUAUAAUAGAAGAUGAUGACCAGGAAGUGGACUCUGCUGAUGAAUCAGUCUCCAACGAAGUUGCAGCACUGGAUGAGCCAUCUAAAAUGUCGGUUGCUGCUGGCAGAAGGAUUCGACGGUUUAAGCAGGAGUGGCUUAAAAAGUUCUGGUUUCUGAGAUACUCCUCCACAUUAAAUGAAAUGUGGUGCCAUGUCUGCAGGCAGUACACUGUACAGUCCUCAAGGACAUCUGCUUUUAUUAUUGGUUCCAAGCAAUUCAAGAUACACACCAUCAAGCUCCACAGCCAAAGUAACCUCCAUAAAAAGUGCUUGCAGCUUUACAAACUCAGAAUGCACCCUGAAAAGACAGAAGAGAUGUGCAGGAAUAUGACUCUUCUCUUUAACACGGCAUACCACUUGGCUACAGAGGGCAGACCUUACUAUGACUUUAGACCUCUAGCAGAACUGCUGAGAAAGUGUGAGCUACGAGUAGUUGAUCAGUAUAUGAAUGAGAGUGAUUGUCAAAUCUUGAUCCAUCACAUUGCCAGAGCACUUCGAGAAGACUUGGUGGAACGCAUCAGACAGUCCCCAUUUCUGAGCAUUAUCUUAGAUGGUCAAAGUGAUGACCUCCCUGAUACGGUGGCUGUUUAUGUUCAGUAUACCAGUAAUGAUGGGCCACCUGCAACAGAGUUCCUGUCUCUGCAGGAGUUAGGCUUGCCUACAACAGAGAAUUAUCUUCAAGGAAUUGACAGAGCAUUUUCAGCUCUUGGAAUAAGAAUGCAGGACGAGAGACCAACAGUAGGUUUGGGUAUUGAUGGAGCCAACAUCACUGCAGGACUCAGAGCAAAUAUCUAUAUGACAAUCAGGAAAACCUUACCUUGGUUACUGUGCUUACCUUUCAUGGUACAUCGUCCUCAUUUAGAAAUAUUGGAUGCAAUUAGUGGGAAAGAACUCCCAUGCUUAGAAGAGUUAGAAAAUAAUUUGAAGCAGCUGCUUAGUUUUUAUCGGUACUCUCCUCGUCUGAUGUGUGAACUACGACUCACUGCUGCAACCCUUUGUGAGGAGACUGAAUUCCUUGGUGACAUCCGAGCUGUGAAAUGGAUCAUUGGGGAGCAGAAUGUCCUAAAUGCCCUGAUUAAAGACUACCUAGAAGUAGUGGCUCACCUAAAAGAUGUCAGUGGCCAGACACAAAGAGCAGAUGCCUCGGCAAUAGCUCUUGCUCUUUUACAGUUUCUUAUGGAUUAUCAAUCAAUUAAGCUCAUCUACUUCUUGCUAGAUGUGAUUGCUGUCUUGUCCCGCCUAGCAUAUGUCUUCCAAGGCGAGUACCUUCUAGUGUCUCAGGUGGAUGAGAAGGUAGAAGAAGCUAUUCAAGAAAUAAGCAGGCUAGUGCAUUCUCCUGGUGAAUACCUCCAGGAAUUUGAAGAUAAUUUCCGUGAGAGUUUCAAUGGCAUUUCCCUUAAAAAUUUACGUGUGGCAGAAGCAAAGUUUCAGUCAAUAAGAGAAAAAAUUUGCCAGAAAACCCAACUUACCCUAGCUCAACGGUUUGAUUCUCGCAGCAGAAUGUUUGUUAAAGCUUGCCAGUUGUUUGAUUUGUCUGCUUGGCCUAGGAGUGCUGAGGAGCUCAUAAGUUAUGGAGAAGAGGACAUGUUGCAAAUAUAUGAGCACUUAGAAACUAUCCCAUUAUUUCUUACUGACAUAGGCAGAGAAGGUUCUGACAGUAGGGGAAGUUUGUUAAUGGAAUGGAGAGAGCUCAAAGCAGACUAUUGCACAAAAAAUGGUUUCAAGGAUCUGAUUGGCCAUAUUUGCAAGUACAAGCAGCGUUUUCUAUUCUUAAAUAAGAUUGUUCAGAUUUUGAAGGUCCUUCCCACUUCAACAGCCUGCUGCGACAAAGGACGUAAUGCUUUGCAAAAGCUGCGUAAAAAUAAUCGCUCCCGACUAACUCUAGAUCAACUCAGUGAUCUUCUUACUAUAGCAGUCAAUGGUCCUCCUAUUGCCAGUUUUGAUGCCAAGAGAGCUCUGGACAGUUGGUUUGAGGAGAAAUCUGGUAACAGCUACUCACUGUCUACAGAUGUACUCAGUAGGAUGUCAUCACUCGACCAUAAACCAGCGCUGCAAAAUAUGGUGACUGGUUCAGAAUAUUACCAAGAUAUUUAGGAUGCUGCAGUCCUGGAACUGUGGAAAAUGUUUUUCUAUCUAUACACUUAAGUUUUUGAUAUAUUAUAAAAUUAAAUAUAUAUUAUAUAUAAAUAUAUAUAAAUAUAUAAAAUAGAUACAUGAAUCCCACUAGAAUGGCAGACGACUGAGCCUGGUUACUGUCACAAAAGGCAAUAGCUUUCUCACCUCAUGUACAGCAGCUGGUAUUAGGAGCACAGUUUGCUUACGACCAGGGCGCUCCCAUAGCACAUCUACCGCAACAGAUUUAUUUACUAAACUCCACAUCUUUCAUUUCUGUGGUGUUUCUAAACCAGGACAAACACAACGUUUGGGCCCAGUCAGCCCCAGUAACCAGUGAGGAUUUUUAUUAUUUAAGCUAAUUAUUUUUAAAAUUUGUAUUAUUUUUCUGAAUAUGUUUAACUGUGCUCAAUGAAAUAAUGAUCUGUGAUUGCAUUUUUAAUGCAGUCAUCACUGAUGGGGUUAAAGUAUUUGUUUGGGAUGUAUUGUGAGGCCGUUACUAUACACUGUACAGCUUCUCCUGUUUUUCUAAUUCAGUCAUGGUUUUAUUUUUAUCAUUUUGUUGUGAUGUUUUUGAAUAAUUUCUAUGCACACGUGUUUGUCCUUUCUUUUUAUAUUAUGUCUGUUUUCCAAACAAGAGAAUUGUGAAACUCCUGUUUUUUUGUCUUUUACCCUUUAAAGAAGACUGUGCCUAAUGGAUUUUUUUUUAUUAUUUUUUUCAAACCUCCUCAUUUUAUUUACCAAAAGAGUAUAAGCUAGAUGUUAUUGAACUAACCCAUGAAGGCUGAUGGCACAUUUUAUAAACUAAGUAUAUAUAUAUAUAUACACAUCAAAAUAGAGCUGGAAAAAUCCACUACUUACAUAUCCCACACUAAUAAUAAAUUCCAGUGGGCCGGUAGGAUUUUGCCAUCUUGAACAUUGAAUUGACUAAUACCUUUAAAACCUUUGCUAUUUUGACAGUACCUUUUCAUUUAAUCGCAAAUUAUAAUGAUAUUUUUCAGCUCUAUAGGUGUGUGUGUUUAUAUAUAUAUAUAUAUUAUGACCUUUUUUAACCCUACACAAGCUGAGCAGUUGAUCAAAUUCUUGUGAAGAAGGAUAAUGUGACAGCUAUGUCCAUCUUUGCUUUCUGCCUUGCGCAACACUCAGUUUUUAGUAAGAUUUAGCAGAGCACUGUCUACCUUUUAAUAUAACUAUACUUAUUAUUUAAUGUUUUAGUUAGAACAUACCCAAACAGUACAAAGCUGAAUGGAUUGAAAUAUGCAUGCAAGAAGAUAUUGGAAACACACUUUCAUUGUAUUUAUGUUUUUUUAUUUGUAAAAUGUAUUUGCCAAUUGAAAACGGCUGGGAACAUUAUUCUUGGUUUUUAUCCCUUCUUACUUUGUUAGCUCUACACAGUUUACAGUAUUGAAUAAUUUUAUUUCAGACCUGUAUCAUAAUCACACCUUUUGUUCUGCACAAUGUCAUUAGUGAUAAGCUAUGUUUGUGCUUUUUGUUAAUACAAACAUAUUAACUGUU